UCAUGACUUCAUCAUGAGCAUAUGUGUGUCAUGUGACAUAAUAAACAUCAUUUGAAGGUGACCCCACAACAGAUGGAACAUCAGGAGCACGAUAAAACCAAGAGGAGAAAUGAAGCAAAUGACAGAGAGCGCAAGAGGAUGAAGCAUUUGAACGAGUGUUUUAACGAUCUCAGAAAGGAUUUCGGCUGGCAGUUUCACGACCAAGACAGGGUCAGAAGCAAAGUUCAAGUUCUGAAAGACGCUCACAUUUACUUACGGGAGUUGGAGAAAAGAGUCGAUCCACAACUACUCCGCGAACUACAAAUCAACUUUAACCAGUAUCGAGACCAAGCAGAAUCUUCCUGUGUCACGCCUGAGCUGGGGGAAACUGAGCCAGUAGUAGAGCCUGACAAGAGCCUGGGGACUGCACUUGCAACCUGUAAACCUGGUGAGAAGAAAGGUCGAGUAGAGACAGCUCCAGAACAAGUUACUAACGGCAUGAUGAGUGAUCAGGACCAACUCCACAGCUGCAAGAGAAUGUUCACUCAAACAACCACCUAUCAUGAGUACGAAUGGGCUGAAGGUGUGCCACCGAUAGACUUUUGGGGGCCAGGUAGAAAGCCCUCCGGCGCUUAUUACAUUCAGCCGCUAAGUCAGGAUUUCUCGGCAGGCUGGGCUCAGUCUAGUAGGCUGUUAGAUGGAUAUGAGCAAGAUGGUGCAAAGCGCCGCCGGGUUAGCUAAAGUAUCAUCACGAACACAGCCUUAGAUUUUGCAGGGUCCAGGAGCAGGGGCUCUUCACUGUGGGGUCCAGGGCCAGGGACAGGGCCAGGGACAGGGCCUCACAACUGCAACUGACAUUGGGAACUUCUCCAAAGUCAUCUCAAAUUUGUUAGGAAAUUAGAAAAUGCAUCUUAUUGUGAAAACCGAAAUUUGUCUUACAAACGAUACAAAACUUUAUCGUGAUAUUUUGAUAAGUUUUUACUAAGUCAGGAUAUUUCAUCGAGAUUAUUGUGUCAGUGACUAUGACCAAUGUGACACAUUAUGACAUUUUUGAUUUACU
Molecule: messenger RNA, 1039 nt
Organism: Bolinopsis microptera
Lineage: Eukaryota; Metazoa; Ctenophora; Tentaculata; Lobata; Bolinopsidae
Exons: 2
Coding region: 73-720 (215 amino acids)
Molecular function (GO): protein dimerization activity
Source: RefSeq, a predicted model, not a curated record